Molecule: messenger RNA, 3448 nt
Organism: Epinephelus fuscoguttatus (brown-marbled grouper)
Lineage: Eukaryota; Metazoa; Chordata; Actinopteri; Perciformes; Serranidae
Product: phospholipid scramblase 1-like
Exons: 8
Coding region: 442-1398 (318 amino acids)
Biological process (GO): plasma membrane phospholipid scrambling
Cellular component (GO): plasma membrane
Molecular function (GO): phospholipid scramblase activity
Source: RefSeq, a predicted model, not a curated record
UGAGAGCCGACGCCAUGCUAGAAGAAGCAGAAACGGUGAACCCUUGCAAACAUAGGUAAAACAUAGUGUCCAGUCUCCUGCAGCUACAUGAUAUGUUUGUGUUUAUAUUUGGCAGCACACGGAAGCCUUGCCAGUAAAGGUCGUAUGAACCUAAAAAGGGGAGGAGAGUACAAAAUAAGUAUUGAUGGGAGGGAGGAGUGACAGCAACAGCGCAGCAACGAGAAACAGCUCAGGAAGAAGACUAAAGAAAAGCGCCUGCUUGGCACCGUGUAUGGGAUUCAUUUUCCACUGUCAAGUCGUUUGUUUUCACCGUCAUUUUUUUAGUUGGGACUGAGAGGAAACAAGCAGCCAGAGAGUUUCCCAUAGAGACCCGGGGAGUGGACUGGGAAGUGUGACCUCCUUUUACUCCGUGCCCAGAGAAGUUUCAUCCAGCUCCUCGCCAUGUCUGCUCCUGGUUACCCAGGCCCUUACCACCAAACGCCCUACCCCAUGCCUCAGCCCGGCGGCCACUCCGUAGCUCCUUAUCCAGUCCCUGCGGGAGGGUAUGGAGACCCCAGUCAAGCCCCUCCACCAGGCUUCAACAUGGGCUACAAUCCAGGCCAACCUCCUGUUGUGUAUCAGCCCGGUCCCGUUGGCCCAGGCUCAGUUCCAGGGCCGGAGUAUGGUGCCCCUCAAGGAGGGAUCUCCCCGGCCCCGGCUCCAGCUGCGGUUGCUGUUGGGGUCCCACCGGGACUUGAGUACCUCACACAGAUUGACCAGAUCCUCAUUCAUCAGAAAGUGGAACUCCUAGAAGCAUUCAUCGGGUUCGAGACCAAUAACCAGUACGAGAUAAAGAACAGCCUGGGCCAAAAGAUCUACAAGGCCAAAGAGAAGAAUGACUGCUGCACCAGGAACUGCUGCGGCUCGCUGCGCAGCUUCGACAUGAAGAUCAAGGACAACAUGGACCGGGAGGUCAUCCGUCUCAUACGGCCUUUCCGCUGCGUCUCUUGCUGGUGUCCCUGCUGCCUGCAAGAGAUGGAGGUCCAGGCACCGCCGGGCACCACCAUUGGCUAUGUCAAACAGGACUGGCACCCUUUCGUGCCGAGGUUUUCCAUCCAGGGAGCCAACAAGGAGACCCUGAUGAAACUGGAGGGGCCCUGCUUUGCCUGCAACUGCUGUGGGGACGUCAACUUUGAGCUGAAAGGCAAAGAUGGUGACAAGCCCAUUGGUCGCAUCAGCAAGCAGUGGAGCGGCCUCUUGAAGGAAGUCUUCACAGACACCGACAACUUCGGCAUCCAGUUCCCGCUGGACAUGGAUGUGAAAAUGAAAGCUGUGCUCAUGGGAGCCUGUUUCCUCAUUGAUUUCAUGUUCUUCGAGAAGGUCGGGGAGGCCAACCAGCGCAGCACUGUGUUUUCAUAACAGAGGAAGCAAGGAGGGGAAAACAACAGCAUGAGAGCUAGUGCCAGUUAUGUAUUCUCUGUUCGUGUACUUUAUAUUUCCAUUUGUUUUGUUUUUUUAUCCUUCCUUUACCAAAUUCCAGCCAAAGUGGUGCCAAUUCCUGGAUCCUUUUAUACACACAGACUAAAAUGAGCAAACAGAAACCAGCCACGGAUUAUUUUUGAAAUCUAUCCAAGCUCAGAGACUGAUACUGGCUGCUACUCUGCCAGCCUUCUUUACACUCCACACCGUACCUCAGACUGAGAUUUAAUCCCUGCUAAAGAAUGUCACCCUUACCCUUUGUGUCUUUCUCAGUACCCACACACAGAAAUAAGAGCAGAUAUCAACAUGUGUUUGAAUGCUUUAUGCUACACUGGCAAUAACAUUUCAUAUUUAUAUAUUUUUAUCUGCUAUUACAUCACAUUAUGAGGAAAUCACAAUUGGUUUAGCACAAGUGCAAUACUUUCUUUUAGCCAUGCAUGCUAGCAGUUAGCAGAUGCAUGCAAACAAGCUAAACUAACAUGAUAAGCAUUAUUGCUUCUGAUCACCUGCAUGCUAGCAUUGUCACUGUGAGCAUUCGGACAUUAGCACUUAGCUGACAACACUGAUGUGCCUUCUUUUAUGCAAGGUUAUGUGCAUGAUUAUUUAUAGCUGGGAGCAGUUAAUUAAAUAAACCAGGUAUAACAUGUUAACGAAUGAGCUUAGAGGUGCUGGUAGAUUGUGUAAACUUAAAAAAGAGCCUGGCUAGCUGUUUAUAUGCUAUGCUAAGAUAAGCUAACCGCCUGCUGGCUGCAGCUUUGUGUUUAUCCUACAGGCAGAGUGGUUUCAGUACUUUGUGUUUAGUGCUGUUCAGCAAAUGUUAGCAUACAAACAGAUAAAGAUGGUAAACAGUAAAACCUGCUGAACAUAUAUGCGUGCAAGUCAUUGUUAGCAUACUGACAUUAGCACUUAGCUCAACGCACUGUUGUGUCUGAGUGUGGCUGUUGUGACUUUCAACCUUGCAAACUGAAAGCUUCAUAUAAAACCACAGUGAACAGGCUGUCGUCGUUAAGCUUAUAUAAGGAAGUGUUGGUUGUGUCAGUGAAAGAAGUGGGAGCUACCUCUCAGCUGCCUUUCUUCUCCUCGAAGCCCUCUGUCUUAAACUCCAGUGUACAUAACCUAACAAAACUGUAGCAUAGGCUACAGUGUAAAUGCUCUCAUGCUCCCUCUGUGGUCUUACAGUUGCCGUGGAGACUGACGCCACCGCCAAACCUCGCCCUCCCAUUUCUCCAGAUACCACUGCCUUGAACAUGUGCCAGUGUAAUGACAGAGGAGGGAGAUCAUGUAGGUUAAAAGUAAGAAUAAUACGAGUAAAGGAGGAAUAGAAAGAACAUAAAAAGCAGAAGUUGAGGUCAGUGAACGUUAAAGUGAAUGUUUGUCUGACCUCGCAGUGGUCGGAAAAGCUGACCAGUGGCGGGUUCAAGGAAACAAUUUGAGUUUCUGUAGUUUGUAACCGAAAGAAACCUGAAUGUGAAGUGUUGUCCGUUUGUAUCUUAUUUAAUCGCUGUGCUGUCGAUUGAUUUAAAGAAACGGCAAGUUACUGUUCACAAAUGUUGCUUGUUGUUGAACGCAACUCUCUGCACUGUAUUUGAUUAUCAUUCUCAUUCUCACUGUUCACAUGACUUAACAUGGGUGUGCCUCCUGUGAGGCUUGGUUGCCACUAGUGCUCUCAAAUGCAACUCUCUCUUACACUGUCAGUAACUAAUAUCUAUGUGUCUAUCAGCUUCUGUGCACCUCUGAUAAGAGACAGUAGCCAAAGCAUGUACAGUACAUUUAUUGCAAUUAUAUGUUCAUUGUGUAAGUUUAAUGUUCUCAAAAUGCUUUUUUUUUUAACAAUCAGUAGUAUCUGCAGCAGGCAGGAUCUGUGUAAUCAGUUUCCUGUGUUUCUAUCAAACUAUUUUGUACCCACUGUUGUUUGCCUUGUGAUUGUGAAUCACGUUUUUUACAGAAACAAAUACCCUGUAGUUCAGAAAUAAAACAAAUGCCACACAAA